AUGGGAGAAAGAGGACAGCUUCUUCCCCCGCUACUGUCAUCCUCCUCUGGAACGAGCGAGGGCGAAAAGAGGCCGCGGGAUAAACCGGCUCUAAAUCCCGAGAACGUCGGCAAAUUUAUUGCCGAGGCUAGGGAGAGGAGGGCAGAGAAAGCCAAAGCCGCCCAGCUAAAGAGGGAUUACAAGAUCAUCUGCGACCCCACGGCGAAAGCAUCGUCGAACUCCGCCAGGAAGGCCAACCUGAGGGCCCAGGAACUGGCGGAGGAAUAUGACGAGCAGCCGGUCGGAGCGGUCGCGGCGGUGGCCACCCGCGAAUUGAGUGUUCUCGCGAAAUCGAAGAACAUCCGCGGAGACAUUGUCCGCGAUCUAUGGACGGCCUACAAUAAGAUUACUGGGGCACUGGAGUCGAUCGUUCAUAGAGCGGACAAAAAUUGCGACGAUAAGAGUCGCUCCCCCCCCGACCGGCGGGGACAAGGAGAGGGAGAGAGGGCUGGAGAAGGAGGACGCACUCCCGUGGAACCGCGACAAUCGCGGACGGAGACACGAUCCCUUCCCUUAGCUGGGACGGCGCGAUGGAGUGGUUGGGCGAAGAAAUCCGGACCACCGAGGCGCACAAGCCUACCACCAGCCGGGCCACGCGCAGCAAGAAGGCACGCCUUGAAGCUGUGCCGCGGGAGGACGCGGACGACGGGGAAGAGAGACCCGGGCUCCCGUCGUCAUCACGGAGGAGGAUAUAAGGGCUCCCUACUUCAGGCCGCCACUGCAGGGGAGAGCAAAGCAGCUCAACCCCCUGUCCAAUACGGCGGACAGAAGGACCCGAGUCCGCCCCACCCGAAGAAGGGGGGCAUCGGGCAGCCUUCGCAGCAACAACAACAGCAGCAACGAAGGCGUAAGGGAACGGAACCCGGCCACGAGCAUUCCCCUCCUGCCAACUCGUGGGCCCCUGGUACGCAGCUGUUUAAGAUUAGACAGCCGUCCACCGCCGCGAUCACAAUCACCUGCGCUGACUCUCAGGCGUACGCGGAGGUGGUGAGUCUCGCGAGGACCAAAAUCAGCAUGUCGCCAACAAAGAAAAUCAAAGGAUUUUCUCUACCCGCUAUGGCAGUGCGGCGGGCGCUUUUGCGCGAUGAAUUAAUGUUGAGUGUACUUCCGAAAAGGUGA
This is a messenger RNA of Acromyrmex echinatior (Panamanian leafcutter ant), 1158 nucleotides long. RefSeq names its product dapper homolog 3-like. The record is from RefSeq and is a predicted model, not a curated record. Lineage: Eukaryota; Metazoa; Arthropoda; Insecta; Hymenoptera; Formicidae.